UAGAAUGAUUUCAUAUCAAAAGCUAUGUCAUUUAUGUGAUUCAUACCAUAGAUAGGUGCUGCACUCUAACCCAUUAUUAAGUUUAAAUUCUUUAGUUGAUAGUGUGAACUGUCCAAGAUGGAAGAAACUAGGGUAAAUGCUGCUGGCCCCACUCCAAGAUAUUACCACAACACCCACAUUGUUAAUGACAAAUUGUACCUGUGGGGUGGUGAUCAGCCGGGCCUACCACAGCUACACAACAGUCCAGAAAAACUCAAAUUAUCAUCUGUUGUCGAUGUCAUCCAACUACCAACUGGUGAAUGGGAGACAGUAGCAACAACUGGCAACCCACCACUGGGAAUCAGGGGCUAUGCCUCCACUGUAAUGAACCAGCAGAUACUCUUUUUUGGUGGCUCUUGUAAUCAUGAUGACUGUCGUCACAAUAGCCUCUUUAGUCUGAGUCUUGUUGAUUUUAAAUGGACCAAGCUGUCACCUACUAGCAUGCUACAAGGUCCAAUGUUGAAGGCUUAUUGUGGAAUGGCUGGUUUGAGGAUCAAUGGAGAAGACUAUUUGCUCGUGGUGGGUGGCGUUGGGCCCAUGGCUAAUAAUAGGCCAUAUCAGACUGAGGCAGAGUACAGCGACAAAGGAUUGCAGGGAUUUGUACGCACGAAUGAGCAUCAUUAUUAUAAGCUAUCCACAGGCAAAUGGGUAUCCCCCAGCGCAAUUAGCCCAGGUCAGCCCAGAUACCUCUUCACCAUGUCAUCAUUAAACGACAACACUGUCAUACUGUUUGGUGGAAAUACACCUAAUGGGAUCAGUAAUACUGUAUACGUUGGAACAUGCACUGAAUCCUCAAUCACAUGGCAGAAGUUGGUUCCAGAGUCUAUUGAGGUCCCAUUGGGUCACUAUGGCCAUGCAUCAGUUCUCAUCAAUGAAGAAGAACUCAUGAUAGUAGGAGGAGUUGGGACUAGCGACUGCUGGAUAUUCAAUCUGUAUACAAGAUGGUGGAAACAGAUACUUCUACCCAAGACAGUGACUGGAAGGUAUGACCACUCACUCUCCAUCUGGAAGCAAGGAGGAGGCAAAGGUGUGUCGGUGAUUGUAUUUGGAGGAUUAAACAAAGACUACCUUCCAUUGAGCUACCCAGAAAUCAUUGAACUAGAACGAUUCAGUGGAAACCAUUCUCAAGUUAAAAGAGUGGGGGCACUGUCCCUUUCUGAGCAACCUUUAAUGAUGAUAGGGAGUGAGUAUGGACAACCAAUACCUCAAUCAUACUCUCGUAGUCCUAGCCAUACACCUUACCCUUCACCACAAUCAUCAUCUUCUUCUGUGCCACAAUUGUUGCACCAGCUUGAAGUAGAGAAAGAGAGGCAUAGAAAAGAGUCUUCAGAGCUUGCAGAGGCAAAUGAUCAAUUAAGAGAAGAGCUUGCCAUCAUUUCUCAACAAAAGAAGCUUCUGGGUAUAAAACUGGAACACAUGGCAGAUGAGAACCAGCACAAUAAGAGAGAGCUAAACGAAAAAGAUGAAAUUGAUAAGCAAAGGCCAUUAGAGCUGAAGGAAUAG
Molecule: messenger RNA, 1542 nt
Organism: Amphimedon queenslandica
Lineage: Eukaryota; Metazoa; Porifera; Demospongiae; Haplosclerida; Niphatidae
Exons: 7
Coding region: 118-1542 (474 amino acids)
Molecular function (GO): protein binding
Source: RefSeq, a predicted model, not a curated record